AUGGAGAGCAAAGCACUGUUCCUGGUGGCCCUUGGCAUGUGGCUCCAGAGUCUGACCGCCACCCGCGGAGGGGUGGCCGCCGCCGAUAGAAGAGAUUAUAUAGAUAUUGAAAGUAAAUUUGCCCUAAGGACCCCUGAAGACACAGCUGAGGAUACUUGCCACCUCAUUCCUGGAGUGACAGAAUCUGUGGCUAACUGCCACUUCAACCACAGCAGCAAAACCUUUGUGGUGAUCCAUGGCUGGACGGUGACAGGAAUGUAUGAGAGUUGGGUGCCAAAACUUGUGGCUGCCCUGUACAAGAGGGAACCUGACUCCAAUGUCAUUGUGGUGGACUGGCUGUCACGGGCCCAGCAGCAUUAUCCAGUGUCUGCCGGGUACACCAAGCUGGUGGGAAAAGAUGUGGCCGAGUUCAUCAACUGGAUGGCGGAGGAAUUUCACUAUCCUCUGGACAAUGUCCAUCUCUUGGGAUACAGUCUUGGAGCCCAUGCUGCUGGCAUUGCAGGAAGUCUGACCAAUAAGAAGGUCAAUAGAAUUACUGGCCUAGAUCCAGCUGGACCUAACUUUGAAUAUGCAGAAGCUCCAAGUCGCCUUUCUCCUGAUGAUGCAGAUUUUGUAGACGUCUUACACACAUUCACCAGAGGGUCGCCUGGCCGAAGUAUUGGAAUCCAGAAACCAGUAGGACAUGUUGACAUUUAUCCUAAUGGAGGCACUUUUCAACCAGGAUGUAACAUUGGGGAAGCUAUCCGUGUGAUUGCAGAGAGAGGCCUUGGAGAUGUGGACCAGCUAGUAAAGUGUUCCCAUGAGCGUUCCAUUCAUCUCUUUAUUGACUCUCUGCUGAAUGAAGAAAAUCCAAGUAAGGCCUACCGGUGCAACUCAAAGGAAGCCUUUGAAAAAGGGCUCUGCCUGAGUUGCAGAAAGAACCGUUGCAACAACUUGGGCUAUGAGAUCAAUAAGGUCAGAGCCAAAAGAAGCAGCAAAAUGUACCUGAAGACGCGCUCUCAGAUGCCAUACAAAGUCUUCCAUUACCAAGUAAAGAUACAUUUUUCUGGGACUGAGAGUGAUACACAGACCAACCAGGCUUUUGAGAUCUCUCUGUAUGGCACUGUGGCCGAGAGUGAGAACAUCCCUUUUACCCUGCCUGAAGUUUCUGCAAAUAAAACCUACUCCUUUCUAAUUUACACGGAGGUGGAUAUUGGGGAACUGCUAAUGUUGAAACUCAAAUGGAAGAGUGAUUCAUACUUCAGCUGGUCAGACUGGUGGAGCAGCCCUGGCUUUGCUAUUGAGAAGAUCAGAGUAAAAGCAGGAGAGACCCAAAAAAAGGUAAUCUUCUGUUCCAGGGAGAAAGUGUCUCAUCUGCAGAAAGGAAAGGCAUCUGUGGUAUUUGUGAAAUGCCAUGACAAGUCUCUGAAUAAAAAGUCUGGCUGAACCUGGGCAAAUCUACAGAAGGAAGAACAGCACAUGAAUUUUAUGAAGAAUGAAAUAACUUUUACAAAAGAUGCCCAGUGCUUGGGUGUUUCAAAGAGAAUUUUCCUGAGUAUUAAUCCCUAAUUAAUAAUUAAUUAGUUAUUUUAGGAUACAGUCUUAAAUACCCAAAAAAGUGGCUAAUUCAAUUUGAGGAAUAUAGUGGCCAAAUAGCACAUCAUUAAAGGAGUGCAGAUUUGAAAAUCACUGUUUUGUCCUUUGAGAAAGAAAUAAGAACCAUUUUGGCUCAUGGUAACAUAAUACACCUUCUUUAUCUAGUGAGUUUAACCAUAGCCUAAAAUUAAGUAGAAUCUCAUUUUUUGAUCAGAAGCCUGCAUUUUCUGGACUGAUACCUGCUCAAUGUUUUCUCCAAGUCUGA
Molecule: messenger RNA, 1840 nt
Organism: Odobenus rosmarus divergens (Pacific walrus)
Lineage: Eukaryota; Metazoa; Chordata; Mammalia; Carnivora; Odobenidae
Gene: LPL
Product: lipoprotein lipase
Exons: 10
Coding region: 1-1425 (474 amino acids)
Biological process (GO): lipid metabolic process
Molecular function (GO): apolipoprotein binding; lipoprotein lipase activity
Source: RefSeq, a predicted model, not a curated record